AUGCGAGAUCCAGGAAGUUUCAACAUUCCCUGUUCCACUGGAGAAGUUUACAUAGGACAAGCCCUAUGCGACCUUAGAACUAGCAUUAAUCUCAUGCCAUUAUCAAUCAUUAAGCAACUGGGAAUGGGAGAACCUGUACCCACAAAAAUUACUUUGCAACGAGCAGACCAUUCUUUGGUAUAUCCAAAGGGAAAAUUAGAAGAUGUGCUCGUAAAGGUGGAUAAAUUCAUCUUACCAGUUUAUUUUAUUAUAUUGGACUACGAAGCUGAUAAAGAUAUACCUAUCAUUUUGGUAAGAUCCUUCCUGUCUAUAGGAAGAACCCAAAUUGAUGUGUACAAAGGUCAAAUCACCAUGCAGGUUAAUGGCAAGAAGGUGAAGUUUAUUAUUCUUAAGGCGAUGGAAUAUCCUGAUGAGAUCAACGCAUGCCAAAUAGCUAAAUUAGAAGAGGGUUGGCCUUGUAGGCUAGAAUUUGAAAUUAAUAAAGCGGUGGAAUUGAAGGAUGGGGCGAAUGCAACAUUUGAAUCUUGUUAUGCGAUAAAAGAGAUGCAAAGGAAUUUUGAACCUUUGGGUUUAGAAAAACGAGAAGGUAAAAUCAAGCCUUCGCUCGAGCAAUCGCUAGUUUUAGAGUUGAAAGUGCUCCCUGCUUGCUUGAAAUAUGUGUUCCUUGGUGAGAACGAUACUUCACCUAUAAUUAUUUAG
Molecule: messenger RNA, 699 nt
Organism: Benincasa hispida (wax gourd)
Lineage: Eukaryota; Viridiplantae; Streptophyta; Magnoliopsida; Cucurbitales; Cucurbitaceae
Source: RefSeq, a predicted model, not a curated record